Mercurialis annua (annual mercury) is the source of this 1071-nucleotide messenger RNA. Its product is annotated as hydroxyacylglutathione hydrolase cytoplasmic-like. Bases 122 to 898 code for a protein of 258 amino acids. Gene Ontology annotation, molecular function: hydroxyacylglutathione hydrolase activity. Lineage: Eukaryota; Viridiplantae; Streptophyta; Magnoliopsida; Malpighiales; Euphorbiaceae. The transcript is spliced from 7 exons. The record is from RefSeq and is a predicted model, not a curated record.
AUUCUUGCGAAAACGGUGUCGUAUUAGAACUGAAGGGGCACGUGGCGAAAAGAGAUAGCCUCCACCGCACUGUUGAAAUAGACAAAGAAGAAGAAGAAGAAGAAGAAUUAAGAGAGAAAAGAUGAAGAUCUUCCAUAUUCCUUGCCUAGAAGAUAACUACGCCUAUCUGAUAAUAGACGAGGACACUAAAGAAGCAGCAGUAGUGGAUCCCGUGGAGCCGCAAAAGGUGCUUGACCUCGCCAAUCUCCAUGGCGUCCAUCUCAAGUUCCUCCUCACCACUCACCAUCACUGGGAUCAUGCUGGGGGUAAUGAGAAGAUGAAGGAGCUCGUCCCUGGGAUUCAGGUGUGCGGUGGUUCCCUCGACAACGUCAAGGCCUGCACCCAUCUAGUUCACAAUGGUGAUACCUUUACUCUUGGUUCUCAUCUCACUAUUUUGGCUCUCCACACUCCUUGUCAUACUAAGGGUCACAUAAGUUAUUAUGUUACUGGCAAGGAGGGAGACCAUCCUGCAGUUUUCACUGGCGACACACUGUUUAUUGCUGGUUGCGGGAAAUUCUUUGAAGGCACUGCAGAACAGAUGUAUCAAUCACUUUGUGUCACGUUGGGUUCACUGCCAAAACCUACUCAAGUCUAUUGUGGUCACGAGUACACUAUCAAAAACUUGCAAUUUGCUCUAUCAAUUGAACCGGAUAAUGUGAAGUUACACGAGAAGCUUAAAUGGGCUCAGAAACAGCGCCAAGAAGGUCUCCCCACCAUUCCCUCAACAAUUGAGGAAGAGUUGGAGACAAAUCCAUACAUGCGCGUGGAUCUUCCGGAGCUUAUGGCAAAAGUGGGCUGUGAAUCUCCUGUUGAAACCAUUCAGAAGUUAAGGAAGCAGAAAGACAAUUGGAGAGGCUAGAUCAGGAUUUUUUUUAUCUUCUUUAUGUUAUGUCCGAGGGCAUCAAGAAGUUAAACUUUAUAUCUGUGAAGUCGAUGAAAAUGCUUUGGUUGCAGAUCGUUAUGUAAUAUGCAGAUGCUAACUGCAAACUCUUUUCAUGUUUUUAUUAUGAAAUGACAUGGCAUGUUUUAAAA